GUUAUCAAAACCAUAAGAUUUUUCUCGUGAGCCAAUAAAGGCAACCUCUGGUACCUUCAUCACCACUCGAUCACAUUAUAAGUCUAAUGAUUGACCUUCAAUAAUCUCAAAAAAUCAAAAUCACUGUUAUUGGUUCUUCUGAUUUCCUCCACUUUAUUGCAUACUUACAAAUUCAUUAAUUUAAUCCUCUUCACCUUCCUUUCUGUCAAGUGAGUUGAGAUCACUGCAAUGGCUUCUUCAUGUGUGACCUUGAAAGCCAAUGCCCACUUGGCAAACUCACCGAAAGACCAUAUUUUUCGUCUAGAAAGUACCUUUCUUGGAGAAAGAGUGAAAGUUGGUCUGAACAGCAGUGCCUUUGUGGCGAAUCAGUUGGCCAAAUGUUCAAGAAGCCAGAGGAGGGUGCCGCAUGAUGUUGCAUCUGCUAUCCUCACUUCAAACGAUGCCAAAGAAUCAGUGUCCUUGCAAGUGCCUUCAUUCCUGAGACGAAGGGCUGAUCCUAAAAAUGUUGUUUCCAUCAUACUGGGUGGAGGACCCGGGAAGCAACUCUUUCCCCUCACCCAACGAGCUGCCACACCUGCGGUGCCUGUGGGGGGAUGCUACAGGCUUAUAGACAUCCCUAUGAGCAACUGCAUCAACAGUGGCAUCAACAAAAUAUUUGUUCUGACUCAGUUCAACUCUGCAUCUCUCAACCGUCACAUCGCCCGCACUUAUUUUGGAAAUGGCAUCAACUUUGGGGAUGGGACCGUGGAAGUUCUGGCGGCUACUCAAACACCGGGAGAGGCUGGAAAGAAGUGGUUCCAAGGAACUGCAGAUGCUGUGAGGCAAUUCACUUGGGUAUUUGAGGAUGCCAAGAACACAAACGUUGAGAAUGUAUUGAUCUUGGCUGGAGAUCAUCUAUAUCGAAUGGAUUACAUGGAACUAAUACAGAGUCACAUUGAUAGAAAUGCUGAUAUCACUGUUUCAUGUGCUGCUGUGGGUAACAGCCGUGCUUCAGAUUAUGGAUUGGUUAAAGUAGAUGAUAGAGGCCGCAUCAUUCAAUUUUCAGAAAAACCAAAGGGUGAUGAUAUGACAGCAAUGCAAGCGGACACCUCUCUUCUUGGGUUGUCACCCUCAGAUGCACUGAAGUCACCGUAUAUUGCGUCUAUGGGGGUUUAUGUAUUCAAGACAGACGUUUUACUCAAUCUUCUAAAAUGCAGGCAUCCUACCUCCAAUGACUUUGGAUCUGAACUCAUCCCUGCAGCUGUGAGGGACCACAAUGUCCAAUCGUAUUUUUUCAGAGAUUAUUGGGAAGACAUUGGAACAAUAAAAUCCUUUUAUGAUGCUAACUUGGCUCUUACUGAAGAGAGUCACGAGUUCGAAUUUUAUGACCCCAAGACUCCCAUUUACACAUCUCCAGGAUUCCUACCACCGACUAAGAUUGACAAAUGCAGGAUCGUGGAUGCCAUUAUCUCACAUGGAUGUUUCCUGCGAGAAUGCACAGUCCAACACUCCGUUGUGGGUGAACGAUCACGUUUGGAUUAUGGAGUUGAAAUUCUGGACACUGUGAUGAUGGGAGCGGACUAUUACCAAACUGAAUCCGAAAUUGCUUCCCUCCUGGCAGAGGGGAAGGUCCCAAUUGGGAUUGGAAGGAAUACCAAAAUUAGGAACUGUAUCAUUGACAAGAAUGCAAAAAUUGGGAAAGAUGUCAUCAUCAAGAACAAAGAUGGCGUUCAAGAAGCAGAUAGACCAGAAGACGGGUUUUAUAUUCGAUCAGGAAUCACCAUCAUAGCGGAGAAGGCAACAAUAGAAGAUGGCACUGUCAUUUAAAAGGAUAGAGCUUAUGUCUUGGGCGGGUUGCCCAAAGGCGCUCGGUGAAAGAAUCAUUGUGAGGAACACACUCAAACAUCUUCGCGGACAUAAUGCAAUGGAGAAAGCAGAACACCGAUUUUCUAUUUGUAAAAUAGAACCACCCUUCCCCCCACCAGUUCAUGUAAAAAUAGGAUGAAUAAAACAUGAAAGUCAAGUCGCAUGAAAGCAAAUAAAUUGAAGGACAGACUCUGAGCCACUAA
This is a messenger RNA of Vigna radiata var. radiata (mung bean), 2048 nucleotides long. RefSeq names its product glucose-1-phosphate adenylyltransferase large subunit 1. The record is from RefSeq and is a predicted model, not a curated record. The transcript is spliced from 15 exons. Gene Ontology annotation, biological process: glycogen biosynthetic process. NCBI's taxonomy places the organism in Eukaryota, Viridiplantae, Streptophyta, Magnoliopsida, Fabales, Fabaceae. The coding region runs from base 229 to 1806 and encodes 525 amino acids. Gene Ontology annotation, molecular function: glucose-1-phosphate adenylyltransferase activity.